Anopheles funestus (African malaria mosquito) is the source of this 1452-nucleotide messenger RNA. RefSeq names its product histone RNA hairpin-binding protein (gene Slbp). NCBI's taxonomy places the organism in Eukaryota, Metazoa, Arthropoda, Insecta, Diptera, Culicidae. Bases 347 to 1132 code for a protein of 261 amino acids. Gene Ontology annotation, cellular component: cytoplasm; histone pre-mRNA 3'end processing complex. Gene Ontology annotation, molecular function: mRNA binding; histone pre-mRNA stem-loop binding. The transcript has 5 exons. The record is from RefSeq and is a predicted model, not a curated record. Gene Ontology annotation, biological process: mRNA 3'-end processing by stem-loop binding and cleavage; mRNA transport.
GAUUGUUUUCCCGCGCCCAACAUUCUGUGGAAGGCUUGUUUUUUUAGUCAUUGAAAACCUUAACUUCGUGCCUUACGCACCUAGAGUUAGUUUUAUCUUCAUUAGGGACGCAAUCAAUAAGCUAAGCUCUUAUUUCGUAUCAAUCUUUCACGUCCAUUCAGUUCUUGUGCAGUGCAUGCUAUUUAUGCAUACAAAAUCUAUGCAGCAAACGAAGAAUCUGUGCAGUUUAAAAAUUGAACGACCACAUUGCGAACGAUACUAGUUAAUUGCAAAUUCUCCACACCAACAGUUGACGAUUCAGUGUUUACUGAAGAUUUAAUCGUUACUCGUUAAUUUUUUUUGAACAAUGUCUACCACCAGCGUAGUACAGCCGAAUUUUGGUAGUAACAUCGAUUUCUCGUCUAGUUGGUACGAACCAACACCGGAGGAAGAAGAAGAAGAAAAGGCAGCCAAAAUGUUGCGAUCAGAGCGCGAACUGCAAGAGUCGCACGAAACUGCAUCGAGGGAAGAAACAGAUCGAGAGGAAAGCCUAAAUUCGGAAGAUCAAUCGAAUGAAAUGUCCGUCCUGUAUAAGGCUUCAAAUGGACGACAAAUCGAGAUCGAUAUUCUGGAUUCGGCCAAUGUAAAGAAGUACGAAAAGUUGGUACAAAAUGAACUCAUAAAAUCACCCUUCAAGAGACGUUUGUCCGGUGAGUCGAGUAGUGAGGAGACGGAUGAGAAAAACGCUUCGGGCAUGGAUCCGGACGAUGCUGAUGGGGAACAUGGCCAGCAUAGCGGUGGCCAGUGGAAGCGAAGCAAAAAGCACGAGAAUGAUCACGGCAGUUGGCGUUUGCGGCGCGAAAGUUCCAGCUCCGGUGCGUCUAGUCAGAACAGCCGCAAGCAGCUAGAGUACGAAACGGACGAGGCCGUGCUGGUGCGUCGCCAGAAGCAGAUCGAUUACGGAAAGAACACGCUAGGCUACGAGAACUACAUUAAGCAAGUGCCAAACAGACAGGCACGCACCAAAGAGCAUCCUACCACACCUCAAAAGCAUCUGAAAUACAGUCGCCGUGCAUGGGAUGGGCUGAUACGGGUUUGGCGCAAGCAGUUGCACUGCUUCGAUCCCAAUAACACUGCGGAAGAAAACGCCUGAAACGCUUACAUCGAUCGGCAAUAUGUAGGAUACGUUUUAGAAGGGCAUUCAUUGAUUGUUCUAGAGGAACUUGGUGCAUCUGUGGCCGUAUUUAUUACAAUUCGCUCCCACCGAAUGUGCGACAGCGACGGAUGUGUAAUGGGAGCUUUUGUGCAUGUACAAACAAAACAGAAGAAAUAACCAUUCGUGUAUGUGGGUUUUACCCGUUAUCUAUUAUUUUGUUUGCAUCGUAAACUGAACUGAAUGUUAUUUACAACUAAUUUCUCAAACUUCAUGUAAUAAAUAUCAAAAAAACCGUUGUGCUAUCUGUCCCAUAAUGG